Molecule: messenger RNA, 2013 nt
Organism: Gamsiella multidivaricata
Lineage: Eukaryota; Fungi; Mortierellomycota; Mortierellomycetes; Mortierellales; Mortierellaceae
Exons: 2
Coding region: 323-1735 (470 amino acids)
Biological process (GO): lipid homeostasis
Source: RefSeq, a predicted model, not a curated record
CUCGGAAAUUGCUGUCCUCCCCCCAAUACUCCGGGGCGGCAUCUUCAUACUUCCGCUUUUCUUCCAUCUCUGCCUGUACUCACCAACAUCCCUCUCUUUCUUUCUUUCUCUCUUUCUCUCUCUCUCCUUUCCUUUCCCUUAAUACAUAAAGUCCAUUCAAUCCUAUCCAUCCACCUCCCCCUGCUUUUUCUCUGCUCUCACAACAGUCGACAUCAUCGACAUCAUCGACAUCAUCGACAACCCCUUCUACACCUUUUAUCAAACCUCCAUCCGGAAAAGGGACGAGAAACGAGAUAUAAUAAAAAAAAAUAGUAUAAAAAAAAUGAUGUCCUCGAACACCGACAGCACCAGAGCUGUCACCCCUCCUCCAGAGCCCUAUAACGUCUGGUCAGACAGCGAUCCUGCGGGCGAGCCUUCCAGGACUUCCAAGGAGCACAAGAAGGAGAAGGAGGAAGGAGAACUCAGCAUGGAGGAACUGAUCCGAAUCGAAGAAGCCGCGGGUGGUGGCAAUGGUGGUAGUGGUCACGAUGGACCAGGCUUCCAUCUCAGUGCGACCAGUGACAACGGCUCGACUUCGCGAUAUAGUGCACAGACGAUCCGACAGAAAAAGGGUCGGCGAUUAGUUUCGUCCAUGGGAUCGUCUUCGCCCUCGUCUUCGUCUUCUUCUUCUUCCUCGUCCUCGUUCGUGAUGAAUUUCGAGAAUUUUGAGGCGGAGGAAACAGUUCCUGAGAAGAAGGAAGGCGCCACAGCAACAGCAACAACAACAACACCAGCACCAGCUCCAGCAGGAGGAGCUCGGGAUGUGGCCAUAUCCAAGGCUACCACGGUCGUCGCCUCAUCGUCCACGUAUAACGGUGGAGGGGGUUUCCCGUCCGUGGGGUUGUAUCAGAGGUUGGGACGGGCGCAGGCAUAUUCUGCAAUGGCGUUUGGGGCGUUUGGGUUCAUCCAUUUGGUGCCGCCGGUGCUGGCGUCCGUGGGCGGGAUCGAUUUGGCGAACAAGGCCCUCAUCUGGGGACGCGUUUAUUAUCAGACUUAUGGGAUCGAACAAGUCCUAGUAUAUGGAUCGCUGGCUGUCCAUCUCGGGACUGGACUCUGCAGGGCGAUUGUGAGGUUCGUCUGGAAGGUCAAGGGUUCAUCGUCCACGUCCACAGAGAAGAGAGGCUUGAAAACCAUUACCACGACGACGACAAGUACCACUACCACCACCAAGACCUCGACCUCAUCAUUAUCAUCAUCAUCCGCGCCUUCAGAAUCCACAUCAGCAUCAUCCACAGUCAUGUCCUCUUCCAGCAACAGUAACAAGGGCGGAAGCGGAAGCGGAUCUGCUCCGGGCUUGUUCCCGUAUCAUCGGUUGGUCGGCUGGCUCCUGGUACCCUUCGUUCUUGCGCAUACGUACCAGAUGCGAGUGGUUCCUGUGAAGGUAUUCGGGGACUCGGCCAUGGUCGAUUACUCAUUCAUCGCGUUCUUACAUCGGAUGAAGCAGCCGGCGCCGUAUGUGCUGUUGGUCGGGCUCAUGGCCUACCAUAUGUUUGGAGGCGGACCUGUUGCGUUCAAUAGAGCGUUGCCAAAGUCGAGCGAGAGACGGGUGAAGGCCCAGGAAUUGAUCCGGUCGAGGAAGGCGCGUGCGGUGGCUGCGGGAGUGAUCUCGACAGUCGCUUUGGUGGGCGCUUAUAGGAUCAUGAGGGUCGAGGGGGCGAUACCUAUGACGAAGUUGUAUCGAUCGUUGUUGGUUUGAAAGGACCCCCGGUUGGUUAGUUGGUUGGUUGGUUGGGUUUGCCCCUGGAUCGGAAUCUUUGACUAUGAAUAUGAAAGUCAGCUCCCUCCCUCCCCAAGUUCAGCCCACAAAAUGAAGGUAUAGAACGGACCCUUUCGAUGGUCGUGUUCUUGUUGGGGGUUUCAAUUGUCCAUUUAGUUCCAACGGUUUCCAUAUCGGAACACUCCACACAGCAUAUUUCAUUUCCCUCAAUAAACACAGGGCCCUGUAAGUUUUGGUUUGGCCAACCCAAGAGCAAC